CUCGUCCCACCCGGCUCGCGCUCUCCACCCCCUCCCCCCCCCCACCCCCGCCCGCCGUCGAGCCGCCACACAGGAGCCUGGAAGCGUGGGGAGCAGAAUCUGCCUUUUCAUGGCCCCGGCCCCUUAAGACUGCCAUGGCAGCAGCUGCCACCGAUGACCCAGGCCAGAUUACCGCAGUAACGCCGGAGGACGAGGACGAGUGUGCCGCCGCCGCCGCCAAGCUUUUCGGAGGCAAGCCGCCGCGAUCGGAGAGAGCCGAGAGGGACGACCGCAAUCCCAGGAGCUGCGAGUGCGAGGUGUGCGGGGCGCUGUUCAGCACGCAGGACAAGCUCCGGAUCCACACCUACUGCCACACUGGUGAGAAGCCCUUCCGCUGCUCCCAGCCCCAGUGUGCCAAGGCCUUUGUCUCCAAGUACAAGCUUUUCAGGCAUAUGGCCACACAUUCUCCGCAGAAGACGCACCAGUGCACGUUCUGUGAGAAGAUGUUCCACCGGAAAGACCAUCUCAAGAACCACCUCCAGACCCACGACCCCAACAAGGAGGCCUUCAAGUGUGAGGAGUGUGGCAAGAACUACAAUACCAAGCUGGGCUACAAGCGGCACGUGGCCAUGCACGCGGCCACCAGUGGUGACCUGACGUGCAAGGUCUGCCUGCAGAGCUACGAGAGCACACCCGUGCUGCUGGAGCACCUCAAGAGCCACUCGGGGAAGUCCUCAGGCGGUGCCAAGGAGAAAAAGCACCCCUGCGACCACUGUGACCGGCGCUUCUACACCCGGAAAGAUGUGCGGCGCCACAUGGUGGUCCACACGGGGCGCAAGGACUUCCUGUGUCAGUAUUGCGCCCAGCGCUUCGGCCGCAAGGACCACCUGACCCGGCACGUCAAGAAGAGCCACUCUCAGGAGCUCCUGAAGAUCAAGUCGGAGCCGCCUGACAUGCUGGGCCUCCUGAACUCUGGCUCACCCAUCUCUGUGAAGGAAGAGUUCAGCCCCAUGAUGUGCAUGGCUUCUUCCAAAGACUCUAUGAUGAGCAAGUCCUUCAGUAACAACUUCCCCAUGGGCAUGUACAACCCCCACCUGCAAAGCAUGUCCAACUCGGGGGUGACGCAUAGCUUGAUGCCCAACUCUCUCUCUGCUGCCAUGGGAAUGGGCUGCCCCAUGGAGUCUCCUUCCCCCAUCCACCACCACUCACCCCCUCCCCAGCAGCCCCCACCGCCCAAGUAUCAGCUCGGAUCUACCUCAUAUCUGCUGGAGAAGCCCCUGAAGGUGGAGAUGGAAAGCUUCCUCAUGGAUCUGCAGAGCGGGCUCCCUGUCUCGUGCGCAGAAUCCCACCCCUCUCCGCCCAAGGAUGGGCUGGAACACCAGCCAUCCCUGGAUGACCUCUCCGGGGAGCACCUCCUGUCCAAGAGCCCGGCCAUCAUCGCCGAGUCUCUCUGCGCUGCUAAUAUGGACUUCUCCCACCUGCUGGGCUUCCUGCCACUGAACCUUCCGCCAUAUAACCCCCCGAUGUCCUCCAGCGGGCUGGUCAUGGGCUACUCCUCCCAGGGCGAUCCCCAGCCGCCUCUAACCUCUUUGCAACCUCAACCUCAAGAGACUCAAGGCUCUGUAAGCAGCUUAAGCCUUGGGCCUCUCCACCCUCUGCCUCCAGUGUUCACCAGCAGCCUCAGUACAACCACUCUGCCUCGCUUUCACCAGGCGUUUCAGUAGGCCACCUCCUCCUGACGGCAACCUCCCCUUGAAAAGACAAACGCUUAGAAGCCUUAAUUAAAGCUCCCAAAGCUUUUCUCCGAGGCAUGGGAGGACAGCUACGCCUUCUCGCCGAGGAGCUUUCAUUAGGGUUUUUCUUUUCCUCUUCAGCUAGAUGGCAGCAUUGGCAUGUCGAUUAAGGAGGUACGGUACUGUAAUAUGGUAAAAGACUAGUUAUGAGAGAGUCAUAUCCUUUGGUUUUUCGAGGGAGCAUGACGCGUUUGGAGUGAGUUAAGCAAGGAUCUGAUUUUUUAGAGUUUUUUUUUUCUUCAAAUGUGAAAUAUGCCACCUGCAGUUUCUCUUCCUCUCCUGUGUCUCAGGCACUUCUUUGCAAGCUGAUAUUCUGAGGUGCAGACAGGCUCCCCUUCACAUUGCCAGCGGGGAAAUUUGUGAAGGGCCUGAAAGCAAAUUUUCUGGAAGGUUUCAUCCGUGGUCGGUUUGCUUACUAUGUUGUACAUCUUGUAUCUCAGCAAUACACCACUCCGACAUGCAUAUUUCUUCUUCUGAGGGCAGUAUGGAAACAGAAGCUGCAGAAAUUAAUGGGAGUUUUGGUCUUAAUAAGAAGAAGCACUUUUCUGAAGGAGGCACUUCAUGCAUUUUAUUUAAAGAAUGCAACCCAAAAAUAAUCAUACUACUGUAUGUGUAUGCAUGUACAGCUGUAUGUGUACUAUGUGAAUAAUAAGGAGGGGCAGCUUCAAUUUCUGUUAAAGCAAAACAGAAGCGUGAUCUAGGCAUGCAGUCCGAAGCUAGUGGAGGCCAGGGGAGAAAACACUCCAUUUGCUUUCAGUCUUUUGCUGGUUAGAGUUCACAUUCUAUUCUGGUUCAAUCCCUGACUCUGCCACUCACUCACUCACUUUGUGUCAUUGUGACUGAACUCUGCACGAGUCCAAAAGGCCAGGGUCCAUUGCACUGGGCACCAGUGAAAAUGGCUGAAGAGCACACUUUCCAAUCCCUGGGUCUCCGUUAGGUGCUUUGGAUAAAAACAUUAGUGAAAUGACAAAUUCUAAAAUUGCAUAUUCGCAACUAAAAAUACUCUGGCUUUAAAGGUUUAAAUGUCUUCAGUAUUAGCACAGGCUUCAAUUACUGUGCUGUGUUGUUGAACGGAGACUUUGUCUUAAUUCUGGUGGUGUUGCCCUUGUAACAUACUUGUUAGGGCGAGGAGACAAACCAGAUAUUUUUAGUUGACACGUUGGGAUUGUUGAUGAAGCCUGGCCGUAAUGUACUGCCUGUCUGCAUUGCUUUGUGGUGUUAAUGAUAGCUUCAUUAGCAUUGCAGAGUCAGUAAACUUAGAAACUUAUGCUGAGGUCUUCAUCUCAAGUAACAAGGGCAGCAUGUUACUUUAUUUGUGAACAAGUCAAUAUGGUGCUAACUUUAUCUGGACUUAUAGAGAAGGAAAGCUGCCUGUUUUGUAAAUUAGAAUGAUGCCUUUUCACAAAACCUUCAAAACCUGUUUGCUGUAUAAUGACAAGGAAAACUGGAGAACAGCUUUAAAAUAGCCUUAAACUUUCCAGAUAACAUUCACGUCAAAUGCAGGGUAGUUCUUAUGUGCUGGGAAACAAAUGUUGUAUUGAUGGCUGAAUUUCUGGGCAUUUCCCCGUGAAUUGGACAGAAUUCCAUCUGCUGUAUACUGCCUUCUGUAAUGUUUCCUUCGAAAUAUUUUAAGUAACCAUUGUAAAGUGUCACAAGACAAAACUCCACAUUAAUGACUUAAUUCACUGCAAUCUUACUGAGAGAGUAUUUCAGUGUCUCACAGUUUGAAUCCAAGGUCUUCUUACAUAUAUAAACAUACAGCAUAGAGUUUCAAAAAGUCCUUCUCCCAAGAGUAGAAUUGAUCUACAUCCAGCUGUUUUUUCCUAACUAGUUGUCUUCAUUCUGACACUAAUUUUUACAAAAGUAAAAAUCCUUAAGAUCUGUGUGUCUUUUGACACUCUGCCUUGUAUUAUAUAUAUUUAAAUCUAGGCAGUUUUAGGCAUUUGUUUUAAUAACCCUGACAUAUGUGAAUAGUUAAACAGAAACAUUUUAAGAACAUUUUGCAGUGUACGAACAAAAAUAUAUCUAAAUGACUUUUUUCAGUAAAAUUGAAUAUAGUUAGUUGUAUAAAGUGUUUUUAUACUGGUGUUCAUUCAAGUUUACAUACGUGUGUCAUACAUGUACUGGUCUAAAGAUGGAUGAAGCAAUAGAUGUCUGUGAUAGGCUUUUCUCUUUAACCUUUCAUUCAUAGGAGCUAAAUUAGAGCAAACGUGAUUUGUGAAUUAACAGGUAUACAAUUGCAUAACGAGGACUAUAAUGUGCUUAACUUUAAGAGAGUCAUUUUUCUUUCCUCCCAUGGGGAAUGUAAAUACCAGCCCCAUCAGAGUACAGAAUGAAGACCCCAUUUGAUUGAUGAAGUGUGGUCUAGUACAAGAGACAUAUUCCUUUUAAAUGAAACUAUUAUUAAAUUAAUUGACAAAAAGGGCAUUCAGGCAUCUAGAACGUGCCUUUUGCUGUUCAUGAGAAUGAAGGAAAGCUGAUUACAGGUAAUCAAAGUUCUGAAAAGUAGGAAUGAGAAAAGUCUUAAAGAAGUCUUAUUUCUUCCGAUAAAGCUAAGCUAAAUUGGUUUCCUGUGAUAUUUAUUUGAGUACCCACGACGUACAGCAAGUUAUUCACAUCACUGGAUCACAUUUGCUCUCACAAACCUGAACCUGAAGUAUUGUAUAUAACAUUUAUGUACCAUUGGAAACCCAUUAGGAAACCACUACUGGUUUUAUGAGUACAGCCCUUCACUUAAAAAACUGAAACCCCACUAUUACUUUACUGCUGCUUCAAGUAUGCUUAAACAGAUAUUUUAUUUAAUGUACAUUGUCUUUUCAUUCUGUUUCUAUGGCUGCUUUAAUUCAAGAGCAUAAUGACAAAGUUGUACAAUACCAAGAUCACGCAAUGAUAACUCAGAAACACAAAACAAAAAAAUCUAAUAGGCAGUACUGUUGAGUUUUAUAUAUGGAUUUCUCUUUUUCUUCUGUUUAUUAUACAGGACCUCAGAACAACAACACACCACCUCAUGAGAAUUUAUUACUAACAAUCUAGGAGGAAAAACCGAAUAGGGAGGGGUGGUGAUGUGGCAUUCAGCAUUGCUGCCUCACAGCUCUGGGGUCCUGGGUUUGAUUCCAAACUGGGACACUUCCUGUGUGGAGUUUGCAUGUUCUCCACCAUGUUAUGAUGGGUUUUGCUUACGUUUCCUCCCAUCUUCCAAAGAUUUGCUGGCUGUUGUGUGUCCUAAACUUACUGUGAUACCCUGACAUCCAGUUUGUAGUUCCGCCUUGUAUCCUAUGUAACUGUGAUGGGUAAUCAAUGGCCACCGGGAGUAAAAUAGUUUUCCGAUAAUGGACUUGAUUUAAAAAAGCAACAUAGAGUUGCAUCUUGAAAGAUAUUUACUGUAUCUUAUAAUUGAUGCAUGCUGCAUUUGUCUUUACUGAAUGAAGAUUCUGCCCUUUCUCCUCAGACAAAAAACUGAUACGAUAGUAAGUAAAGAACCCUCUCUCCAGACAGCUGCCCUCUCAAGGCUGAUAUUUCCAUGAUUCUUAUCUGUGGGUCUGGGAAAAGGCACAGAGAACAGAUCCAAUCCAGAACAGAUCAAGGGUCUGCCACAGUUUGAGCUUAUGUUCCCAAGGGACAGGGAUGGUCCUGUGUUAUUGACCUGGUCCACACUGCUUCCUGUGUUUCUGAAUUGUCAUCUCCACUUGAUUUCUAUUUUUCACAGUGUUGAUUUACUAUCAUGUUAAUUUUGUUGAGAAUUUCCAGGUGUGGUCAGUCGACAGUUUCAACGCACUCUGUUGCAGUGUUUUAGAAGUAAACUAGAGGUAUAUUAAAGAUUAAAUGCAGCAGGAUCUUCACAUUCAUUGCUAAGCAAAAGGGAGGGUUUAUAAGACCAUGCCUUUACAGACCGUGACUAGGAUAUUUAGGGCUGUCAUAUUUUUAAUCUAAAAAGUGUUUGGUGUUUCUAAGUCUCCCAAACAUGCAAGAACUACUUCUUUAGCUAUGUGAGGUCAUUAGCUAUUCUGUUUUUCCUCCUAAGGUUUCUGUGAGCUUGUCUGAACUCUAGCACUUUCAAAAUUCAGAAGGAGUAUUUCUUUUAAAAAGAGGUAUUUUUAAUCUUGUACAUUUACGUGCCAUUAACAGAUUUAUGAUUCCACGCGUUUUCCUUUUUACAAAAAAAAUACUUGGACAUAAAAUAGGUUUUAACGGUGCUGUUUCCUUCUUGCAUAUAAGGGUGCCUUUUGCUCUAGAGUUGGCAGGCUGAGAGAAAACAAACUAUGACAUAAAUGGCUCCUCAAACGUCUUAUCGCAUCAAGUUGAAAAUGAAAAUUCAGUUUCACUGUAAUGUUGUAAUUCAGAUUUGUAAAGAUUCCAUGAAUGUCUGCAUAAAACUCCCUAGAACGUAGUUGCAAAGAACGCAGCCUUUUCUGCCCUGGAACUCAAUUAAAAAUAUAUAUUUUUGGGAAUUUCAGUAUACUCUACUUCUUUAUCUUACAGUUCUCUGCUGUAACCUGUGGCGCAGUGCAGGACUAUACCGGCUGUGGGUUUUUAAAGGUCUUCCUAGUAAAACUGAGGGGGAGAGAACUCUGCCCCCUUCCCCAUGACUGCACCCACGAUUGUAGACUCUGAUCGUUGUAGUACACCAUUAAAGUCCUCAAAGAACUCGAAAGAGAAUAAGAACAAUAAAAGCAACAAAGGAGUAGAUCUGAAGUUGAAUUAACCCUUAGUCAAGUUUAAAACAGACAACAAAAAGACUAAUGAAAAUUCCUUGCAAGAAAACUAGGGUAUACUUCUAUAAACCAAACUAAAAUUAAAAUUCAAGUGGGCGUUUGCUUUGCAGUAUUGCAUUCAAGCUUGUUUGAAGAUAGAGAGACCAUGCCAAAAAUAAAGCUAGAAUACACUAAUCUGUGUGAUGGAGAAGUGACGGCUAUUUCAGUGUCCCCCUAUGUCACUUCAGAUACCAAUAAUUUUAAUUGUCUAGAGAUGAUACAGCCUUAGCUGCAUAUCAGUCCUCGUAGGGGGUGAGAUAGGGUUCAGAAAAGUGCUUUACUGAUGAGAUGAUGACUCAAUGAAGCCCUUUUCUGUGAUUUCUUACCAUGCACAAAACUAAAUCUUUCCUAGCAUGGGUCUAAAUUAGUGAGAGCAGUUUUCUGUACAUCUGUCUUGUUUUGUUUCAGCCAGUUAUAACCUCCAUGUACUUAUUAGUACUGCACUUACUCUUAAAAUAUUGUACUAGUAGGUACAGAACACAUCUUGAAGGGAAUAAAGUGAAUUCCAGGAAGAAAAUCAGAUUUAAAAAACUAAAAACAACUAUAUAUAUAUAUGUGAUAUUGAUUUUGCUUUAUUAUGAGAAACUGGGUACUGUCUAUUAAAGACAAAAUCCAUGUGUAGUUUUAUAUAUUUUAGCUUAAUGUUAAGUCUUGCAUUCCAAGUUCUUUAUGUAUCUUUAGUAACUAGUUUUUAGUAUGCUCUAUUACUGCCACCUCAGAAAAAAGUGAAAGAAAACAAAAGGUGUUUUGUGUUCAUCCUACACUAUUUUUAUAUAGCAUGGUAUUUACAUACUACAGGGAAAUUGUAAAAAAUCCUUCAGAGAGAGGAAGAACGUUUUAUAAGAAAGAUGUCUUCUUUUUUUUGUGCUCAAAAAGGUUCCACAUACAAUCAGUUGCUGCAAUGUAAAAUGACAGAUUUUUUUUUUAUAUUGGUUGAUCCAAAGAAAAAAGCUACAGCAAACAUAUUUACUUAUUGUACAGAACGUUGUACUUUUUAACUUUUAAUGUGUUAUGGUAAAAAUGAUUAAAAUACAAACAUGGUUCAAUGCUUUUGUCUUUUUUAAAAAAGAAAACACGUAAACACUUCAGAUUCCUGAGUUGGGGACGAGGGGCUGACAAUGUCUAAUUGAUAGCUUGGAUUUAGGGUGGUCUGAAAAGGCUUGCAUAUUUUGCUGUAAUGCUGAAGACCCCAACUGGUGAAACUGCAGGACCCAACU
Molecule: messenger RNA, 7740 nt
Organism: Lepisosteus oculatus (spotted gar)
Lineage: Eukaryota; Metazoa; Chordata; Actinopteri; Semionotiformes; Lepisosteidae
Gene: plagl2
Product: pleiomorphic adenoma gene-like 2
Biological process (GO): regulation of transcription by RNA polymerase II
Cellular component (GO): nucleus
Molecular function (GO): sequence-specific DNA binding; DNA-binding transcription factor activity, RNA polymerase II-specific
Source: RefSeq, a predicted model, not a curated record